Messenger RNA from Phymastichus coffea, 1896 nucleotides. Its product is annotated as N-acetylglucosamine-6-phosphate deacetylase. Gene Ontology annotation, biological process: N-acetylglucosamine catabolic process. NCBI's taxonomy places the organism in Eukaryota, Metazoa, Arthropoda, Insecta, Hymenoptera, Eulophidae. Gene Ontology annotation, molecular function: N-acetylglucosamine-6-phosphate deacetylase activity. The record is from RefSeq and is a predicted model, not a curated record. Bases 432 to 1685 code for a protein of 417 amino acids. The transcript has 8 exons.
GAAAAGUUAUGUUUACAAUGCUUCGAUUAGUUCGAUUUCAAUUCAUUAAAAAUUCAAAGUUGGCAGCGAAAUUGCACAAUUACGUGCGAUUAUCGCAUCUAUUGGAGAGACAGCCUAUAAGAUCUAAUAAAUUUAUUUACUCGUGUUACUCUUUAGAUACAACAAAUAUGUGAGACUGAUACACUCAUAUGCACUAUAGGUAUUCACGGUAUACGCAUGAUGUCAUUAAAUAAACAAUUAAAGUUGGUAACAUUAUAGAAUGAAUAUCUUACACUAAUAUUAACGUCGCAUUUGGAUAUUCAUCACACGAGAUUUGAUAAUACUCGAAAUGUAUUUGAAAUUCGUGCAUAACAACAACUUGAGAUAAUAAACAGCGCCGGAGAUUAUGGCCCAUUUAUAGUUUUCGUCAUAAGCCGUAAUCAUAAUACAAAAUGCCGGAAUUAAACAAAAGUCAGCUAAAGCAAUUUUACAAUUGCCGAAUUCUUCGUCGUGGAAAAAUUCUUACGGAAGAUUUAUGGGUGAGGAAUGGAAGAAUAAUUGAUCCAGAAAAAAUAUUUUACGAUGAAAAAGUUGAACCCAGUUAUAAAGUAAAUUGCUGUGGUGCAAUUAUAUCUCCUGGUUUUAUUGAUAUUCAAAUUAAUGGUGGUUUUGGCAUUGAUUUUUCGUAUAAUACUGAUAAUGUGGAAAAUGGAAUCAACACAGUAGCAAAAGAAUUACUAUCAUACGGAGUUACAUCAUUUUGCCCUACACUAGUAACUUCACCAGUAGAAACUUAUCACAAAGUUCUUCCAAAAAUCAAGAAGCAACAAGGUGGACGACAUGGAGCAGCUGUCUUAGGUGUUCAUGUAGAAGGGCCAUUUAUAAAUCCUUUAAAAAAAGGAGCACACCCAGAGAAGUGUAUAAAAAAAUUUGAAAACGGCUUUCAAUCUGUUCUGGAUGUAUAUGGCUGUCUUGAUAAUAUUUGCUAUGUAACACUAGCUCCAGAAAUUGAUAGAGCAUUGGAAGUUAUAAAAGAAUUAAGAAGGAAAAAUAUAAAAAUUUCUGUUGGUCAUUCAGCUGGAGAUCUUAAAUAUGGAGAACAAGCAGUCAAAAAUGGAGCAACAUUUAUUACACAUUUAUUUAAUGCAAUGCUUCCAUUUCAUCAUCGUGAUCCAGGUCUUGUUGGAUUACUUGCUUCCGAUCAGUUACCAUCAGGAAAACUUGUAUAUUAUGGUAUUAUUGCUGAUGGAGUGCAUACACAUCCAGCUGCUUUACGAAUUGCACAUCGUACUCAUCCAAAAGGUCUUAUAUUAGUUACGGAUGCUAUUUCAGCUCUUGGUCUUGAAGAGGGCAUUCAUCAAUUAGGACUAUUUAAUAUUGAAGUUCGAGGUGGCAAGGCAUAUAUUGCAGGAACUGAUACAUUGUGUGGAAGUAUUGCUGACAUGUCUGAAUGUGUACGAUUUUUUAAAAGAGCCGCAGGUUGCUCAGUAGUAGAAGCCCUUGAAGCAGCAACUCUACAUCCAGCACAAGCCUUAGAAAUAGAAUCUGAUAAGGGGGUCCUUAAUUUUGGAGCAGAGGCCGAUCUUGUAUUUCUAAAUGACGAUUUACAUGUAAUUUCUACGUGGAUCGCUGGUGAAUGCGUAUAUGAAUGUUCAAGGAACAAGAGAAGCUUUACCAGAUAUACUGUACUGUGGACCUCUAUCUAAAUUCACUUUUUCAGGACAGUAGGUACCCGGUGCUGAAUACAUCAUUUAAACAUAUUAAUAAUUCUUUGAAAUAACAUAUGUCAAGUGAUAAUUUAUACGAAUAAGUGAGAAGAAGAAUUAUUCAAUUUAGAUUUAAAAGUAUUAUAAUAUUUUUGUACUUUUCAAUUGUAUUUGAAGUUGUAAAUUUACUGUAUGUGGUUCAUUGCCAUUU